CUAUUUUAAUAUAUUUUUAAAAUGUAAUGUAUUCCUGUCGAUGGCAAAGCUGAGCAGUCAUUACUCCAGUCUACAGUGACAUGAUCCUUCAGAAAUCAUUCAAAAAUGCUGAUUUGGUGCUAGAGACUUGACUGGAAAUAUUGUUAUGGGGCAACUUGACAAAGCUAAGUCAGCUCUGCUUUUCUCGGUCUAAACCACACCAGAAAUUUCCUUCGCAUCACAUGCUCUCACUAAAAAGUUUCAGUUUGGUUUGCAGACUUCAGUUCCUGACAGCAGAGAUGUCUGGUGGAAAGCGAAGAAAAUGCGAUUGCGAAGUGAGAAUCGGUCAUUCACUAAACGAGGCCGAGAAGAAUCAUGUGACCAGCAGGAGAGAAUCAGCUCUGGAGUGUCUUAAAAAACACGGCAUACAUUGUAGCCUGGACAAGCUGCCCAACAUCGCUCUGCUGGCUUCAGGAGGAGGUGAAAGAGCAAUGGUGGGUUUGCUGGGAUCACUGGUCGCACUGUCUAAAAAUGAUCUGUUGGACUGCAUGCUGUAUCUUGCCGGGAUUUCUGGAUCUACCUGGUGCAUGGCAUCAAUAUACAAAGAACCAAAUUGGUCCAGCAACCUAGAAGCAGUGAAGGAUGACUUUGUACAGAGACUUCUUCAGCCUGACAUCAGUUUCAAGAAGAAAUUGGUGACACUCAAAAAAUACUACAGACAAAAAGACAAUUUCAGUCUGACAGACAUCUGGGCAGUGCUAGUUUUAAGCAAGAUUGUUAAAAAGAUAGAUGAGAGUACUUUAACCAGUCAGAGGAGCCGACACAGCAAAGAUCCUUAUCCCAUCUACACCGUGAUUGAUAUGCAGAGCAGAUUUGAUCAACUAGAAGCAGAGAAAUUUGUUGAGAUCACGCCACAUGAGACUGGCUACUCCAUCCCUGGGGCCUUUGUAGAUACUUCCUGUUUCGGAAGUCAUUUUGACCAAGGGGUUAAAAUAAAAGACCAGCCUGAGAUUGACAUGCUGUUCCUGCAAGGUCUGUGUGGUAGUUUUCUUGCUGACCUAGAAAAAGUACUGGAGGAACUGUUACCUUUAAUCAAAAUGCUAAUGUUGCACGAGUUGGACGUGAUCGGUGACCACUCAUCUUCAGAAAUAAAACAAACAAACAUUCACUCUGUCAGUGAUCCACAUGUGGACGAGGCUGGCGAAGUGCUUUUGACACUUGUGGAACUGAAUCUUCUGGUCUUAAGAAAGGAAGAUCCUUCAUCUCACAUUCAAAUCCUGAAUAACUUACUGAGCGGAAAGCUGGACAAAGAAAAAAAUGAGAAAUUAAUCAUCAUGUCAAAAGAAAUGAAUAAGAAAGACAUUAAGGAAUACACACUUUAUAUAUACAGCCUUCAUUCAUACUGGAAUCUGACAUGCAGCGAGAUAUGGACUGUGAUUGUUAAAUGCAUUGAGUUAGUUACUCACUGGAUGUGGGGCACAACAUACAACUUUCUGUACAACAUGGCAGCGGAGGAGGUGUCUCCAUCUAUUCUUAAAGAGGAAAAGAGGCAUUAUGUUGAUGCUGGGAUUGACAUCAACUCACCUUUUUUGCCAGUGCUGAGGAAAGAGAGACACAUUGACAUCAUUCUGUCCCUUGAUUUCAGUGAGACAGACCCAUUCAAGUCAUUGAUAAAAACCGUAGAUAUGUGCAAAGAUCUACACAUUGAUUUCCCUGAAGUCCCAAAUGACUUAGACGAUGAGAGAGAUGAUCCAAAGGACUUUUAUGUGUUUGAAGGCCCCAAUGCACCGACUGUAAUUCAUAUACCUCUUUUCAACAAGAUGAAUUGUGGCGAUAAAGAAGAAAUUGGAAAGUGGAGGAAAACAUAUAAAACCUUCCAACUCCCCUACGACAGUAAAAUGAUCUAUGACCUACUGGAGAAAGCUGGAAUGAACAUCAAAGAUAACAAAGAGAAGCUUCUGACAGAGAUCCAGAAAGUCAUCAAACGGAAGACAUCAUAAUUUCUUUCCAUUUAUUGAUUCUCAGGUGUGGCUUGUCACAUCACAAUAGAAAUUCACUGGCGUUAGUUCAAAGAAGAGGUGGUUAGAAUGAGAGGGAUUGUUUGUUUGUACUGUCUGAGAGAGUGAUGGAGACACAAAAUAUAUCAACAUUUUGUGGAGCAUACAAAGGGAUAUGGAAUUGUAUUUGUUUAUAAUUGGAAUAAUGGAUAUGAAUAUAGACCUGCUGAUGCAAGUUCUUAAUAUAUGUUAAAUUCAAUAUUAAAGUUCCUUUAGAAGUUUAAUGAACUGAAAGCUCACACAGACACACCAAAACUAUUCUUUUACCAAGUUGUAACUCUUUCUAUAUUUACAGCUAUUUCCCCCACAUAUCCUUCAUUUCAUCACCUGCAUCUUUCAUUUUAUCACAGACAGAAACAAGAAAGUUUUAUCUAUUUUUUAAUUUUUUUUUUUGCUGUUGUUUUUUUAUUAUUUUGAGUUGUUUCUCAUUUACGCCAUUAAAUCAUUUAUAAUGUUACACUUUGCACAUAGGGAAUGGGAUUUUGGGUGGGAAUAAGUAAUGAGUACAGAUUGGAGGACCAAAUUUUAAACUGUGAGAUUAACUGUGACUGUUUUAUUAUAAUGACAGCCCUAGAUUUUAAUGAUGAUAUUUUAAUAACUUGCUGAAAUCCUAGUUGUUUAAUUUUGUACUUAAUGAUACUUUCUUUAUAUCACAGCAUAUAAAAUGGGAAUUUAGACAUAGAAAUAAACAGACUGGACUGUGCUCCUCUUCGGUGUCACAUAAUCCUUCAGAAAUCAUUCUCAUAUGCUGAUUUGCUGAUCAAGAAACAUUUCUUAUUAUUAUUAGUGUUAAAAACAGUUGUGCUGCUUAAUAUUUUUGUGGAAU
This is a messenger RNA of Megalobrama amblycephala (Wuchang bream), 2862 nucleotides long. RefSeq names its product cytosolic phospholipase A2 gamma-like. Lineage: Eukaryota; Metazoa; Chordata; Actinopteri; Cypriniformes; Xenocyprididae. Gene Ontology annotation, biological process: glycerophospholipid catabolic process. Gene Ontology annotation, molecular function: calcium ion binding; calcium-dependent phospholipid binding. The record is from RefSeq and is a predicted model, not a curated record. The transcript has 14 exons. Bases 222 to 1979 code for a protein of 585 amino acids. Gene Ontology annotation, cellular component: nucleoplasm; nuclear envelope; cytosol.